AUGGUCGAAGCUGUGCCCUCCACGCCUCGACGCGGAACGACCUCCACCCGCUCCAGGAUAUGUAAGAAACUCGUGCUCAAGGGCCAGGCGUCCAGCAAGGGAGCCAACUACACACUCUUCCUCAAGAUCCAUCUUCUUUCCAUCCAGGAUCGUCUGGAAGAAGAGCUACUCCUCUUUGCCGAUCCCGAUGUCGAGCUGCACGAGGCCAUCGUCCACCGUCUCGAUGCCUCGGGAGCGGCACCCGCCUUGUCCACUUCAGCGGCCACUGCGGCCAGCAAUCUGGGCAUCCCGCUCUCCCUCCAUCACGAGAUGGACGACAGCUUCAUCGAAUUCGAGUCGCCCAGAAACGCGCGCACAGGCUCGUCACCAGCCUCCGCUGACCGCGCUGCACUUCCAAAGGUCGUUCGCUCCGAUCAGGGUGUCGCGCUACUGCGAUCCAAAUAUGAUCCCGCCGCUUCCCAGGUUGGUGGAGGCAUGUACAUGGUGACGCUCCAUCUCCUUGCAACGCCUGUCUCCCGCCCGCCCUUGGCGCCCUUUGCGGUGCGCAUGGCUGUACCUUUCUGCUUGAACAACUACCUGCAGUUCACCAUCGACGAUUCCAUCAGCCAACAACUCGGAUUGCCCGACAUCGCCGUCGAGGUCGAUCCACCCGUCCUGCCGGUCUCGGCACCGCGGCCGUCCUCUCGUCGCAAUUCGUCCACCAACUCGCUGACUCGCUCGCCCGGUAGCGUACUGCAGUUUGACGACGAGGACGACGACACGCUCACCGGCAUCGCCCCGACGGAUGACGCCGGUGCCGAUCAAGACGACUCAUCCAUCGCAGGACCAUUUCAAGCCUGCGACGCGCUCGUCAUUCGAUUCGCAUCGGAAAAUGCUGGCGAUCUCGCGCUGACAGGAACCUCGCAGGCCACUCUGCCCAACGCACUGAGAGCAAAGGCAGCCCGCUCCUCCAUCACCUACCGUCCCAGACAGUCUGUAGAUGCGGACACCGACGAGACAGUGCUCGACUUUGAAGCAAACGUGCGGCUCGACGAGCCUUUCUUUCCUGGUCUGGAUCGCGAGGUCCAGCUAUACGUGCAGCUCCAUGCUCCCGCCGCGCUCCGCUCAUGGCGCGUGGAUGCGGCGGAUGCAUCACGCGGCAUCCUGAGCUGGUCCUUCGGCGCUGUCGCAUCCUCGGCGACCUCCUCCCUUCGGCAGCCUCAAACAAGUGCAAACGCCAUGCUGCGCGGCUUGUCGGCGUCCGAAUUCGGCGACAUGGUCAUCCUGCCCGAUCCAGGCCAGCAGCCGUCCGAGGAAGAAGACCUGCUCAAGGUCGCUCCGCCAAAAGGCAUCCAUGAUGCCGAUUACGACUUUUCGCUCGACAAUGGCCGCCCAACGAACCCCAAGCAGAGGCGAUUCUCGCUCCAGUCGUCCGCCAGCACCAAGUCCGUGCCAUCGCAGCCGCCUUCAGAGCCGUCCGUGCCGAGUGCAUCUUCGGAAAUGCUCGUCAUCACGCUUGGCCUGCUGCCUGUUCUGCAGAGCUCGGAGACUGUUGUGAUCAGUGUGCGUGGGGCACUCGCGGUCGAUCUGUCACAUUCGGAGUUGGACCUGGAUCGACUGCCCAGAGGCCUGCUUGUGCCUUCGGCGCUGGUGCAAGAGCACGACAAACAGACAUUGGUGGCGGUGGACCCGUCACCGCCACCCAUUACGAAUAUGGUACUCGCAAAGAAGGCAAGAGACGCGCUCGACGCUUCGCUCGAGACGGUGCUGCAGGACCAUGACCCGCAGUCGAUCCAACAGGGUGGCCGAACCGACAGCGACGGGGUCAUACGGCAGGCGCUGGCGGUGAUAGCUGCGCACAAGGAGCUUUUGACGCAGGACGCUACACGUGCUGCGCACGCAUCGCACGCUCGCGGAGAGGCUGGGAGUGGCGCGGCACACGUAGCUCUGCGUGCGUCGCACGUGCUCUGGACGCUCUUCCUCACCGCAGUGGUGGCGAUGCUGUUCAGUGCGACGCAGAGCACCAACCGUGCGCUGGUGGCACGUAUCGACGAGCUGACGCGCAUCGUCGAGGCCUCGCGCGUUGAGGCUGCGGCCGCACACCAUCCUCCGUCGACAGAUCAGAUGGAUGUGCAAGAGUCCUGGCUCGAGAUGCUGGACCCAGUCGCAGCCCACCCCGCAGCCGUCGAGGUAAGAUUCCCGCUCGAUGCGCACGCACUGGACAACAACGAGCAAGAGGACCGAGUCGAUAUGGACGUGCCCCUUGCCGCAGCCCCGCAUUUGCACAGCAGUGCGCAGGAAGACGACGAGGUGCAGCCGGUGCCAGCGACGGAUGUGGCGCCCUUGGCGACCGACUGGCUGCGCGUGCUGGUGCGCAUGCCGCUGCUCGUGCUCCGCCAGCUGCUCAGCCUCCUCACCCCAUAG
Molecule: messenger RNA, 2403 nt
Organism: Moesziomyces antarcticus
Lineage: Eukaryota; Fungi; Basidiomycota; Ustilaginomycetes; Ustilaginales; Ustilaginaceae
Exons: 1
Coding region: 1-2403 (800 amino acids)
Source: RefSeq, a predicted model, not a curated record